AACACGGAACACCCCUGUCCCCUGUGUUGAUUUUUUAUUGAAUAAGCGUAAUCAAUGUUCAGUGUUGACUGUUGUGUCUAUAUAAAAAUUUAAUAUGCAGUAAAAUGGAUACUGCGAAGGAUGAAACUUUGGAUCUAUCGCGGCGUCGACUAAAGAAAAUAGAGAAAGCUCCUGCGGAAGAAUCAAAGCCGAUUAUUAGUUUAAUUCUAGAUCAAAACGAACUACAACGUUUAGACAACAUCGAUACUUAUAUUCGCGUAGAAAAUCUUUCAAUAUGCAACAAUUUUCUACUGAGAAUGCAUGGGGUAUCUCGUUUGACAAAUCUCAGGAUUCUGUCGUUGAACAACAAUGGAAUCUUACAAAUAGAGGGGUUGAAAGAUAUGAUCUAUUUAAAAGUCCUUAAAUUGGCAGGUAAUAAUAUAAAAUCAAUAGAGCAUUUAAACCAUAAUAUGCAUUUGGAACAUCUGGAUCUUUCAAACAAUCAAAUAUCCUUUAUAGCUGACAUUUCAUACAUGAAACAUUUAAAGCAUUUAAACUUAGAACGGAAUCGUAUAAUGGAUUUACGUCAGUGUGAUCGAUAUCUCCCAACACAGCUCAGUCACUUGGGAUUGGCUCAUAACAACAUUCCUGAUCUGAAUGAAGUCUCCUUCUUAGUACAUUUGGCUGAACUUGAUAGCUUUACAAUACAAGGAAACCCUUGUGUUGCGAUGGCUGGAAAAGACAAUCUAGGUUUCGAUUAUCGGCCAUUCGUGCUCAAUUGGAUAUUAAGCGUCAAGUCUAUUGAUGGAUUUAUUGUCAGCGCAAUUGAAAGCUUGAAAGCCGAAUGGCUGUACAGCCAAGGCAAAGGCCGGCACUUCCAGACGGGACAGCACCGCGAGUUGUGCGAAUAUCUGUCCUCGACUUGCCCCCUCACCGCCGACGCUCUGGAGACGGAGGAUCAGAGAAAACUUAGGCUUAUAUUGAGCAAGGCCCAGCAUCACCAACAGCAACUGAAGGAUCAAAAUCACAGUCCCAACAGAUCCAAACUGCAGUCGCCGCGAAUGCAAGCCCGCAUGACCCCGCGCCACAUGGGUCGAUCGCCCGAUCGCCUCAGCUCGAGCUACCAUGCCGCCGUGUCGCGGACAUCAUCGCCUGCGCCCCACGCCCCGACUCAUGAUCUCAUGUCCUUGUCCUGUUCCGAACUCUCCGCGCGGGACUCGUCCAGGGAGAGGCGAGUUCCAGAUCGGCAACAACAACCGCCUAUUCAGCGACACACCCAAACCAAGCCGGCAAAUCAGCCUCUGGAGGCCGCUUCUAAGAUGGUUCCGGUCCCAGAAUCCCUCAUGAGUCCCGACUAUCAAGACCCCAUCUACGACAUCCGAAGGCCUCGGACAGAGUUGCCCGAGAGCUCGGCGUCGAACGCUUCGUCGCAGUCCAGCGACGGCAGCGCACACGAGGACAAGACUGGUAGCCGGAAGGGAUCGCCGCGUCUGUGCAAGAGCGCAUCGUCCUCGCCAAAGUUAAAGACGAAAACGGAGCAGCGGGUCGGAGGAGCCGAGGCCGUGACGAAAAUCGCGAACGGCCCGACGCCGGCCGAUAAAUCGGAAGCGAUCAAGUUGGCGUCGAACCAGCGGCAUCAGAAGAAGGCGAGCGUGGAGAACUCGGCGGCUACCACCAUUCAACGCGUUUGGAGAGGCUACAGGAGCCGCAACCUCAACAGGGACACCGUGAGGAUCCUGCACGCCAUCCAGACCGCCCGGGCCAGGCAGCACAUCCAGCGGCUGACCUGCGACAUGGAGGCCACGAAGGCGGCUCUCGAGAGCGAGCGCAAGAUCCAGCAGCUGCAGAUGCAGGCCAUCAACGCCCUCUGGAAGAAGGUCUCCUCAUUGCAGGCGCCAGACGUCCACAAGCCGAAGGUCGAUCUCGAGGAUAACGCGGACGCGUUGAGGCAGCUGACCGAGACCUGCGGCAAUCUGCAAGCUCAGGUGGAAGAGCUCCGAGGCAGCGUCCGCGAAGUGCUUCGCUUCGUGUCUUCACCCCGAGGCUUGCCGCGCGCCUCGCAGACCGACGUCACCGCCCUCGUGGCCUCGCAGGAGGAGCUGACGAAUCGACUGCGGAGGCCUCGCUCCUUAGCGCUGAACGCUUCCUCGCCGCUCCCCGACACGUCAGUGCAGUCGUACCGUUUGAAAUUUCGUCUCGUUAAACAUUAUGCUAAAACGCCUCUUAAACUAUUCCAGCGACAAAACCGAGGCGGACUCGAUACGGUCAGAGAGAACGGAGUCGAUCAUAGAAGACCGGGAGCCGAGCGUGAACCCGCAGAUCGAGAGGGAGAUCGUCGCCGACUGAUGAGUAGCAUUCGAUUUAGUUUGACCGACGUCUCCGGGGGCGAAGGGGACCGUGUCGUUCGCCGCCCCUCGACUCGUCGGAGGUCACGCGGGACGCGCUUCUUCGCUUAUUUCUUUUCUUGUCACAUUCCCAAACUCCGAAGCGAAUUCGUAACUCGCGACUCUUGCGACGCAUUCUCUGUCGCUAUAGACGCACCGAAAGAAAGGACAUUUUAUAUAUUGACUGAUUAA
Molecule: messenger RNA, 2555 nt
Organism: Pieris brassicae (large cabbage white)
Lineage: Eukaryota; Metazoa; Arthropoda; Insecta; Lepidoptera; Pieridae
Gene: Cep97
Product: centrosomal protein of 97 kDa
Exons: 15
Coding region: 105-2555 (816 amino acids)
Molecular function (GO): protein binding
Source: RefSeq, a predicted model, not a curated record